Messenger RNA from Symphalangus syndactylus (siamang), 759 nucleotides. RefSeq names its product regulator of G protein signaling 21 (gene RGS21). The record is from RefSeq and is a predicted model, not a curated record. NCBI's taxonomy places the organism in Eukaryota, Metazoa, Chordata, Mammalia, Primates, Hylobatidae.
AUGGAAAAUGAAUUCAGUUUUAGACACUUUGAGUUUGAUGAGCUGAGGGGUAACCAAGUGUAUCUGUGCAAUAGUUGGGAAUGUGGCACUGAGAUGUAUUUUGUCAUUUCUUCUACUUCUCUCAGUUUCAUUAGUCCAGGGCCACUGAUACUAACCAUUUCUAUAGAUAAACUAGGGCAUUUCCAUGGACACUGCCUUCUAGAAUGGAUGUCAGCUAUUCUCUCCAACCUCACAUACCUCAGAGUUGAGAGUGAGGUCCAUGAUGAUCCAGUGACAGAAGAAAAAGGUCACAAUGCUAUUGUCAAGGUUAGAUGCUGUUUCUACAGGUCACCAACUGCGGAAACAAUGACAUGGUCUGAAAAUAUGGACACACUUUUAGCCAACCAAGCUGGUCUAGAUGCUUUUCGAACAUUUCUAAAAUCAGAGUUCAGUGAAGAAAAUGUUGAGUUCUGGCUUGCCUGCGAAGACUUUAAGAAAACGAAAAAUGCAGAAAAAAUUGCUUCCAAAGCCAAGAUGAUUUAUUCUGAAUUCAUUGAAGCUGAUGCACCUAAAGAGAUUAACAUUGACUUCAGUACCAGAGACCUCAUCUCAAAGAAUAUUGCUGAACCAACACUCAAAUGCUUUGAUGAGGCUCAGAAAUUAAUCUAUUGUCUCAUGGCCAAGGAUUCUUUCCCUCGAUUUCUAAAGUCAGAGAUUUAUAAAAAAUUGGUAAAUAGCCAACAGGUUCCAAAUCAUAAAAAAUGGCUCCCUUUUUUGUGA